This is a messenger RNA of Manduca sexta (tobacco hornworm), 1554 nucleotides long. Its product is annotated as 2-oxoglutarate and iron-dependent oxygenase JMJD4. Gene Ontology annotation, biological process: negative regulation of gene expression; protein hydroxylation; positive regulation of translational termination. NCBI's taxonomy places the organism in Eukaryota, Metazoa, Arthropoda, Insecta, Lepidoptera, Sphingidae. Gene Ontology annotation, cellular component: nucleus; cytoplasm. The record is from RefSeq and is a predicted model, not a curated record. Gene Ontology annotation, molecular function: sequence-specific DNA binding; histone H4R3 demethylase activity.
UGUCAUUCUGCAGUUUCAACUUUUAUUUGCAAAUUUGCAAAAUUUGCAACUUGUCAAUAGUUAGUCUUGCAUUUUUACAAUAUAUCAAAUAGUAUAUUAUUCAAGCUGCUUCAUCCGAUAUAAAACUGAAACUGUUUAAUUUCAAGGAAUCUAUUGGACUUUUUGUAAUAAAAGAUAACACAAUUAUUAUACUAUUAUGUUGAACGGCAUAAUAUUAUUAUAAUAAUUAUUGAAAAGUUUAUAAUCGAUUUAUGUUUCCAAAAUACUUACACACAUUUAAUUAUAUCAUGUCUUUGUGUUUUUAAAUGCAUGUAAUUAUUUUCAUAGGUUUAUAAAUGAAUUUCAAUAUGAAUGAGAUCGAAAUAGGUUGUAAUGUCAAUGGAAAAUCGGAACAAGAGCUUUUAGAUGGGUAUAUACGCUGGGAAUGUGAUAAAUAUACUGUUGAAAACUUAACAUAUGAAGAUUUUUAUAACAAUCAUUUAGUGAAUAAUUUACCUUGUGUAAUAAAAAAUAUUACUUCUGAAUGGGAGUGCACAAAGAAAUGGAUUGAAAAUAAUACAAUAAAUUAUAAUUAUUUCAUUGAGAAUUAUGGGGAUUUGGAAGCUCCUGUGGCAGACUGUAAUAACAUAUCAUAUAAUGCUCACUGUAAAACUGAUAUGAAGGUCAGCGACUACAUGAAUUAUUUAAGGGACUCAGAAAAAUCUAAACUGCUCUAUCUAAAAGACUGGCACUUGAAGUUACGACCCAAUGACAAAUUCUAUGAUAUACCAAGCAUAUUUGCUUCAGACUGGCUCAAUGAAUAUGCUCAAGACAAUGACCAAGAUGAUUUUAUGUUUGUUUACAUUGGACCAAAAUAUUCAUGGACACCACUUCAUGUAGAUGUCUACACAUCAUUCAGCUGGUCAGUCAAUGUAAUUGGAAAGAAGAAAUGGAUUUUAUUUCCACCAGGUGAAGAAAAUAAAUUGAAAGACUCAUUGGACAAUUUACCAAUGAUAUUUGAUCCUGACAAAACCAAAAAUAUAAAAUAUUUUGAAGUUAUUCAAGAACAAGGUGAUGGUAUAUUUGUACCUUCUGGAUGGUACCACCAAGUAUUGAAUGUAGAAGAUACCAUAUCUAUAAAUCAUAACUGGGUAAAUGCAUGUAACAUCCAAAUUGUCUGCAACUCCCUGGCAAAAACCUUACUGUCAGUACAGCAUGAAAUUAUUGAAUUUAAAGAAACACCUGAAUAUCCAAUGCAAUGUCAAUUGAUUUUAAAAUCACUUUUUGGAAUGGACUAUGAGGCUUUUAUAAAACUCUUGUGUUAUAUUGGUCAGAAAAGAUUAAUUCAAUUGCAAAAUAGAAGUCAAACUGGGCUUGAAAAUUUUUCUUUAGGUAUAAAUCAUAUCAAGUUUGAUUUAAAAAAAAUAUUUAAUGUAUUAAAUUUAAUAAAUAUUGACCCUAUGUUAUUAUACAACAAAACUUCUUUAUCAUCAGUUAAAUGUGAUUUCAUGAACUUAAAAAAUGCGAUUAUCAAUGUUUUGGAAUAAACAUUGUUUUUCGUCGUGUUUUUCUAUA